GUGCGGACUGCGGACCAGGCGACGACGCCGCUUCCGUUGAAAGCCACCGGCGGCGCCACUAACGGCAUCGGCCUCCAGAUCGCAAGAUGAGGCUGGUCGGCUUGACGGGCGGGAUCGCGUCGGGGAAGAGCACCGUGUCCAGCCUCUUCAAAUCCGCCGGCGUCCCUGUCGUCGACGCGGACAUCGUGGCUCGGAAUGUUGUGCAGAAAGGUACUGGAGGCUGGAAGAAGGUUGUGAAAUCUUUUGGGAAUGACAUUUUGUUGGAAAAUGGAGAAAUUGACAGAGCUCGCUUAGGUCAGAUUGUUUUCUCUGACCCAGUGAAACGAAAACUUCUAAACAGUCUUUUGGCACCAAAUAUUUCAUUUGGUAUAUUUUGGGAGAUACUAAAACUGUGGGCAAACGGAUGCACUGUUAUCGUCGUCGACAUCCCACUCUUGUUUGAGACAAAGAUGGACCGAUGGACGAACCCUGUCGUUGUUGUAUGGGUGGAUCCCAAAACACAGAUGGAGAGGCUCAUGUCAAGAGACGGGUGCAGCGAAGAACAAGCUCAGAACCGGAUCAACGCGCAGCUUGCGCUGGACUGGAAGAAGUCCGAAGCCGACAUAGUGAUCAACAAUUCCGGCUCCCUGGAUGACACGAAACAACAAUUCCAGGAAGUGCUGAAGCAAGUUUCAGGUCCAUUGACAUGGAAGGAGCGGUUGAUGUCAAGGGAUGGCCUUCUCUCUCUCGUUGUAUGCACAACAGCAGGGGUUUUACUUGCUCAGAAGAAUCUGCUAUGAUCUUCGUUAGAUGCUUAGGAUUUGACUAGGUUAAUGGGUUGAAAAUUGCGAAAUGUGGCUAGAGAUUGAACAUUAAACCAGCACGAUUAUAGUUGUGUUCAACAUUUUGGAUUCAUGCAGCUACUGCUAAAAUUUUGAGCACUGGAAUAAAUUUGGUAAGUGAUUGCUUGUGUUGUCUGUGUGUUCUGCAUCUGUAUUCGAAACGGAAGCAUUAAUUGUUUAGAAACUGGUUGAUA
Messenger RNA from Lolium rigidum, 1015 nucleotides. RefSeq names its product dephospho-CoA kinase-like. NCBI's taxonomy places the organism in Eukaryota, Viridiplantae, Streptophyta, Magnoliopsida, Poales, Poaceae. The transcript has 4 exons. Gene Ontology annotation, biological process: coenzyme A biosynthetic process. Bases 87 to 779 code for a protein of 230 amino acids. Gene Ontology annotation, molecular function: ATP binding; dephospho-CoA kinase activity. The record is from RefSeq and is a predicted model, not a curated record.